CGGUUUGGGGUGCGAGGAGCCUCUGGCGGUGCUGGCCAGCUGUGCGCUCUGGCCUCCAUGGGGCCACGUUUUACACUCUUGCUGGCGGCUCUGGCCGACUGCCUGUGUCCAGCGAGGCCCUGCAUCAUAUGUGACCCGUUUGUGGUAGCUGCGCUAAGGACAUUGGAGCAGAGUUACCUGCCUAGCCACCUGGCACCCGAGCAUCACGAAAACGUCAUGAAGAGGGUAGAGGAGGCGGUGAAGGACUUCAAGGACCUGCCUUUGGAUCAGGAUAGCUAUGUGGGGGCCGUGGAUGAGGACACACUGGAACAGGCGUCCUGGAGUUUUCUGAAGGAUCUGAAACGUAUCACGGACAGCGAUGUAAAAGGAGAGCUCUUUGUGAAGGAAUUAUUCUGGAUGCUUCGUCUGCAAAAGGACAUCUUUGCCACCCUUGCUACACGUUUCCAAAAAGAAGUUUAUUGUCCCAACCAAUGUGGCACCAUGCUGCAGACCCUGAUCUGGUGUAACAAGUGCGAGAAGCAGAUCCACAUUUGUCGGAAAUCCUUGGACUGCGGGGAGCGCAGGAUAGAGGUGCAUCGCAUGGAGGACAUGCUCCUGGACUGUGGGCUCAGUUGGCAUCACGCUUCUGAGGGACUUACGGACUACAGUUUUUACAGGGUUUGGGGGAACAGUUCUGAGACCUUGCUGUCCAAGGGGAAAGAACCCUAUCUGACCAAGACGAUGGUGAGUGCAGAGGACGCCGGCAACUACCGCUGCGAACUGGGGACUGUCAGCUCGGGUCCUGCCACCAUCAUCCAUUUUCGUGUCAUAGUAUUGCCCCCAAGGAUAUUCGAGGAAAAACCACCACCAAACAUCAUAACCCAGGAGGAGGAUGUCCCUGGCCAGGUGAAUGUAGAGGUCCCGGAGCCCGGGACUACGAUCACCCAUCAGCCGAAACCAGAGAGAAAUCUGAAACACCGCCUCUUAAUACUGUUGAUCCUCGGCUUCGUAGUUCUGGUGGCCAGCAUCAUUGCCUCGGUACUUCACUUCAGGAAGAAAGCAGCUACAGCUUCAUCGAAGAGCUCAAGUUCAGGCGGCAAAUACUCACCACGGGAGAAGGGACAGUCGGACCCCGUGGAUUCUCCGCACUCUCAUCCAGAGGCUCAGAGUGCCGCUGAGGAGGACGCAGAGGAAAAGGGCGGGGAAGAAGGAAGCCAAUAA
This is a messenger RNA of Meriones unguiculatus (Mongolian gerbil), 1200 nucleotides long. It is a transcript of the gene Izumo1, whose product is annotated as izumo sperm-oocyte fusion 1. Gene Ontology annotation, molecular function: signaling receptor binding; protein binding involved in heterotypic cell-cell adhesion. The record is from RefSeq and is a predicted model, not a curated record. Lineage: Eukaryota; Metazoa; Chordata; Mammalia; Rodentia; Muridae. Gene Ontology annotation, cellular component: acrosomal membrane; plasma membrane. Bases 58 to 1200 code for a protein of 380 amino acids. The transcript is spliced from 9 exons. Gene Ontology annotation, biological process: fusion of sperm to egg plasma membrane involved in single fertilization; sperm-egg recognition; heterotypic cell-cell adhesion.